This is a messenger RNA of Beta vulgaris subsp. vulgaris (sugar beet), 576 nucleotides long. RefSeq lists its product as uncharacterized. The transcript has a single exon. NCBI's taxonomy places the organism in Eukaryota, Viridiplantae, Streptophyta, Magnoliopsida, Caryophyllales, Amaranthaceae. The coding region runs from base 1 to 576 and encodes 191 amino acids. The record is from RefSeq and is a predicted model, not a curated record.
AUGGGUGAUUAUUCUGUAAAGAAAAUUGUGCAGUUGUAUACAAGGGAUUUGGAGCGUGUCAACUGGGAUAAGUAUGUUUGGAAUAGACUCACCAUUCCCAAACAUAGGAUUUUUGUGUGGCUUACAAUGCACAAUAGAUUACAGACUACUAGUAGAUUACAUAAAAUGGCGAUAGCUACCAAUGCCAAUUGCCUGAUUUGUGAUGAUGCUGUGGAAACUCAAGAACACCUGAUGUUUGAGUGCAAAUUCAGUUUUGUUGUGUUUAGCUCUAUAAGAAAAUGGUGUGGGCUCCCUAAUAACCACACUACAGUUAAUGCUAUAUUGCGUUGGAUAGCUAGAAGCAAGAAGAACAAAUUCCAGAAGCAUAUGUUAUUUGCCAUUGUUGGUGCAAUGAUUUAUCACAUCUGGUGCACUAGAAAUGAUGUGUUUUGGAAUCAUAGAGUGGUUGCUAUUCAUAACAUUAUAAAUCAUAUUCAGAAGGAUGUUAUAGGAAGAAUGUAUAGGGUGAUGCCUAAGAAAACUGAUAUAGGUGGUAAAGAGUGGCUAAGGAAUUUAGCAAACCAAGUUUGUAUCUAG